Wickerhamiella sorbophila is the source of this 366-nucleotide messenger RNA. RefSeq lists its product as hypothetical. The coding region runs from base 1 to 366 and encodes 121 amino acids. The record is from RefSeq and is a predicted model, not a curated record. The transcript has a single exon. Lineage: Eukaryota; Fungi; Ascomycota; Dipodascomycetes; Dipodascales; Trichomonascaceae.
AUGGAGUUGUUUGAUGCCAUUGUACGGGGCUUUAAGGGUCUGUUCCUGAUAGCUAUUGCGUUGAUCGUAUUUGGUACCAUCCUACUUUUAUUUAUUUAUUUCGUUCGCCGCGUUAUACGGGGCUCAUUUUCUCAGGACAAAUAUCUUGGGCUGAGCUCGGAGACGUUUGAUCUUAGCGCCAAUAUCGAGAAUGACAAUCGAAGUGGUCUCGACAACAGAUCCAAAUUCAAAGUUCUUUUGUUGAUGCUGUGGUAUGGUGAGAGUUUUGAUGAGGCACGUACUCGGUACGUUCAACGCGCGUUUUCUUCAAACAACAUCGCUCCUGAUGGCCGACCGCGCGAUCCCAAAGCAGUAUUUUUUGCGUGA